This is a messenger RNA of Notechis scutatus (mainland tiger snake), 3224 nucleotides long. RefSeq names its product presenilin 2 (gene PSEN2). Gene Ontology annotation, molecular function: aspartic endopeptidase activity, intramembrane cleaving. Lineage: Eukaryota; Metazoa; Chordata; Lepidosauria; Squamata; Elapidae. The record is from RefSeq and is a predicted model, not a curated record. Gene Ontology annotation, biological process: membrane protein ectodomain proteolysis; Notch signaling pathway; protein processing. Gene Ontology annotation, cellular component: membrane; gamma-secretase complex.
AGGGUCUUCGUUCAGGAAGAUGGCUCCUCCUGCGAGCAUCCUUAAUGGGGGCCUGCCUUAGGAAGUAGAUGAGAUCUUAUAAGGCUGCAAGCCCUCGGAAGUGACAGUAGCUGAAGUCUCGGACUGGAAGCAAUUCUCACUGUUACUAAAGAGAAACUUGCUAACAGAACAAUUAACCAGCUUGCCUUCAGAAGCUGUGGGUGCAUCAUCACUGGAGGUUUUUAAGAAGAGACUGGACAGCCGCCACUUGUCUGAAAUGCGUCUGGAGUGUGAUUAAGAUUCUCCAUGAAGAAGGAAGCAUGAUCGCCUUCAUGAACAAUUCUGACAGUGAAGAAGAACCUUGCAAUGAAAGGACAUCAUUGAUGUCAGCUGAAAGUCCCCUUCUGCCUUCUUAUCAUGAUGAAACACAAGCAUCUGAAGUUGCAGAAACACUUUCCCACAGGAAUAGACGUACUGGCAGCACUGGCAGCUCCAAUAAAGCAGAGGGACAUGAGCCUGAUCCAGAAAGAGCAGCAAAAGGACAUAUUGUGCUGGAUAAUGAGGAAGAAGAGUUGACCUUAAAAUAUGGAGCAAAGCAUGUGAUCAUGCUGUUUGUGCCUGUAACACUGUGCAUGGUUGUAGUUGUUGCGACCAUUAAGUCAGUCCGUUUCUACACUGAGAAGAAUGGGCAACUGAUUUAUACCCCAUUCAGUGAAGAUACCCCCUAUGUGGGCCAGCGUCUCCUGAGUUCUGUGUUGAAUACCAUCAUCAUGAUCAGUGUUAUUCUAGUGAUGACCAUCUUUUUGGUUUUGCUGUACAAAUAUCGUUGCUAUAAGUUCAUUCAUGGGUGGCUGAUUCUUUCAUCGCUGAUGCUUUUAUUUCUCUUCACUUACAUCUACCUUGGUGAAGUACUCAAGACUUACAAUGUGGCUAUGGAUUACCCUACCCUGUUCUUUGUCAUCUGGAAUUUUGGAGCAGUUGGGAUGAUUUGCAUCCACUGGAAGGGGCCUCUGAAACUUCAGCAAGCCUAUCUCAUUAUGAUCAGUGCCUUGAUGGCUUUAGUUUUCAUUAAGUACUUGCCAGAGUGGUCAGCUUGGGUCAUCCUAGGAGGUAUCUCUGUUUAUGACUUGAUAGCAGUUUUAUGUCCAAAGGGACCUCUCCGAAUGUUAGUGGAAACAGCACAAGAGAGAAACGAGCCAAUAUUUCCUGCACUUAUUUAUUCCUCUGCUAUGAUGUGGACAAUAGGAAUGGCAAAGCCAGAUAAUGCACAAAGAAGGUCUUCUCAGGAGAUAUGGGAUCCAGAAGCAGAGACCCAUGGCAAUUCUUCACAUGCUGAGCCUGAAGUUCCAGAAACGAGAAACUCAACUAUUGAUCAAACUGGCCAACAACUUGGUCAAAUUGCCCGCAACUUUGAGGAAAGCCAGGAGGAGGAAGAAAGAGGAGUCAAGCUGGGUCUAGGGGACUUUAUAUUCUAUAGCGUGCUUGUCGGCAAGGCAGCUGCCACUGCUAGUGGGGACUGGAAUACAACAUUGGCUUGUUUUGUAGCCAUCCUCAUAGGUCUGUGCUUAACUCUUCUAUUGCUUGCAGUCUUUAAGAAGGCACUACCUGCUCUUCCCAUCUCAAUCACCUUUGGCCUGAUCUUCUACUUCUCAACAGAUUAUCUCGUGCAACCUUUCAUGGACACCCUUGCAGCUCAUCAGUUAUAUAUCUAAGAAUAAUGGUGAUCCUGUUUAAGAGCUUCCACAGGCAGCAGGCCAAUUUUUAGUGCAUAAAACCUUGUGAAUUUUACACUUAACUCGAUACCUUUUUCACAGGAAACACUAAAAAAACCAACAACUCAGUUUUGCUAGUUUCUCCUGGAACUUCACAGCUGAUUCUUCAGACUAUCAGUGCUGCAGGUGUCAGGAUCUAUGCAGCUGAACCUACUUGCAGAUAUUCAGAGCUGAGUUCACCCAGAUCAUUUGGAGCAUAGAAUUAUUAUUGAUGACCUUCCUCUUCAUAUUUUUCAUACAUUAAUUUUUUACUUUGUGUAGAAGGUAGAUUGAUUGCAUUACCUUAAAGUACAAUGAAGAAUCCGUCUUGAGAGAGCAUUGGUAUUGAGAAGUUUAAAGUCCACUUUAUAUAAUCUCACAGUAAUAAUAAUACAGGGUAUUUUUUUGAACAUUGAAAAAGCACUCUUUGAGAGAAAUACAUUUCAAGUACAGGAACUGUCUGAAAGGAGAGCAGAGUAUAGAGAGUUGUGGUUUCUAUAACUACCCCCCUGAAAGUGGGCUGUUCAAAUCUCUAAUAUAACAGCUAACCAUGGGCUAUCAUAGAACUUUUGAUAUUCCUGGUUUCCACAGUAAAAUCAGCAAGAAGCACAUUGCAAACAACAGCUGUUUUAGUGAUCCUCUGCUUGUUCCACUGGGAGGCUUGAUGUUGACGUAGAUUAGCUUACCUUCCAGGUACUCUAAAUCAGGGCUGCUCCUAAAUCAGGUCAAACUCCCGGCCUACGGGCCAGAUGUGUUAUAUACACCCGCUUUAGUGAAGGGGAAAAAAGUCCUGAUACAUCACAUGAUGCUGCCGUGAUGACAUGAGUUUGAUACUCCUGCUGUAAAUGAAGGUAUCUGCGUCUCUGGCUAUGUUCCCACUUCAUUCAUAGCCAGAUUUCAUGUAACUAUGAUUUGCUGAAUAAUUGGCUGGAUUCAUGUUAUUAAUUAAGCCACAAAUUAAGACUGAUAUUGAUGGGGUCAACAUACUUAGCAACCUCAUGUUGCAUGUUAGCCCUGAUUUUAUUUUCUUUCAAUAUCCUUUGAAUUAAAAACAAAACGAGAAGUAAAGUGAUGCAAAGCACCACUGUGUAGGUUUUUAUAAUAAUGGGACACAAUCUUGCCACUUAACCUUCUGUUAGAGGACUGCCUGUGUCUACCAUUUCAACCAUUUGUGGGAACACCUAUAAACUCUUCUCAAAGUUCUAAAUGUACCACAGCUCACAAAGAUUAAUGUGGACCUUAAACUGGGUUCACAUAAUAUACUAUGCAAAAGUCAAAUAAAUCACAUUAUGAGUAUAAUAAUGUGUAAAACCAUGUCACACUGUCAGUCUCAUCUGCCCAUUCACAAUAGUUUAUUUGGCAUUGCUCAUGUAAGAAAAAUGACCCAAGGAAAAGAGAACUCAUGGCAUAGUUAUAAUUCCAUUAUUGAAUGACCCCAUAAAUAAUGGCAAGAGGGUUCUCUUUCCUUCUCUUCCUAGAUUGGGUAGCAUUAGU